AAAGAAAUCAAGAGAGGGAGGCCCUUUGCUGUGUCAGGGAUGUUAUUGCUGCCUUGGCAAAAUAAAUGAAGCAGCAGUGUAGUUGGUAGCUGGAAACUUCAGUACUCGUCAUCUCUUUAACACAAUCCCAUUAAGGUAGAUUUGAAAGAUGGGUUCCAUUGGGUGUCCGCUGUGCUGUCGACAUGACUUUAUUUCUGUGGUUGCACUACAUGAUCAUCUCUUGUACUAUAUGUACAGACCCCUUCAGUGUGCAAUUUGCAGUACUCAUGUGGGUGGUAUCCAGGAACUCACACAUCACUUAGAGAGACAUCUUGGAGAUGGUGUUUCAACAACCACUUUUCAUCCAAAGCCUGCUUUUGACCAAAAUACAGAAUCUGGGAAUACUCCAUUCAUUGAAAAUGGCAGUUCUUGUUAUGAUGAUUUACAUGACCAAGGGAGAUGGAAAAACCUUUCUGAAAAUGGAGACAUUGUAAGUCACCAGACAAGAGAAGAACCUAUUGAACUCACUUUAAGAGCAUUCUUCUGCCAGACAUGUGGUGCAAAGAUAGUUGGUAAAGAUAGCUACUUUUUACACAUCAAACAACACAUCUCAAGACCCAGCAACCUUACUUCCAAUAAUCCACAGCCUUCCAGAAGUUCAUACCAGCAGGAGAAUUCCUCUUGUGGGCCUAGUCCCAGUUUAGUUAGUAUAAACACUGUUCCUGCCAAUAUAUUAACAGAUUCUGAAACUGUUACCACAGAAGAAACCCAUGAAGCUACUGAAUCUCCUGAAACACAACUCUCUGAUUGUAUGGAGGAAGAGCAUGUAGCCAACCAGCUAUUGAAAUUGCGUGAGUGGCAGCUUGGGAAAUAUGGCCGGCGUUUUAGAAAGCAUCAUUUAUCUUUUUCUAGUUCCCUAGGAGCAUCAGAUAAGAAUUCUGUUGAAGGAAAGUUAGUCAGUGCAAAUCCUUCUCCUAAUAUUAAUCCUGGUUCAGUGGAAAAAGUGACAUCAAGUCAUACCAACGACCUUGCCUCUGUUGACCAAACUUCAGUGGAGAAAGAACCACUGCCAUCAUUUUGGCCAUCCAGUGUCUCUUAUUUGUCUGAUGGAGAGAGGAAUACAGAAAUAUCAGGAAAAUGUUCUGUUCCAUCAACACCUCACACUUUGGUAAUUUCAGAGAAAGUUGAUUCAGCAGUAUCAGCAGUAUGUUCUGAGGAUGUUUUGUCUCCAUGUAUUUCCACCCCUGGUGAGCAAAAUGAAGCUACAUAUCAUGAAGAUGAAUUUGUGCAGCUUGAUGAUUGUGCGGUGAGCCCAUUAGGUAGAAUUAAUGAAUCAUUUAAUACAGGUUAUCUGUCAGAUGACAAGAUUGCAAGAUUUCCUCCUCAGGAAUCAAAAACAUUGGAAGGAAGUGAGUGGUCUCAGUGUUCUAUUAGCCAGCCAGGGAAAAGAUCAGAUGGAGGUAACUUUUCUUCAGGAGGGCCUCAGCCUUCUUAUGACAAAAGCUCUCAGGAUAUGGCAAAACAAACUACAGUCGACUCUAACCUCGGAAUAUCUACUAUGAACAUUCCAUUUUCAUCAGAUCCCAAGUCUUUAGAUACUUUGCAAGAUAGUUACCAGGUUCCUUUUGAGGGUGCCAGAGACUUUUCAGAUAAUCCUAGAUUUACUGAUAGAACAGAUGAAAUUAUAAGUGACACUUUAACUCAAACUGAAAAUCAACUUUUUAUUGGUGAUGAAGAUAAAUUGCAAAGCAGCACACAUUCAAACAGUGUAAGUAAUCAUAUUGUUUGUGAAGAGCAAGAACCUUAUUUACAUAAAAAAUUCCACCAUGAUCAAGAAAGGAAAACUGUCCAAAUAACUGGUAGUAUUACUCAGAAUGCAGAUGUCAACAGAUAUAUUCAGAGUAUUCAGUCGUUAUUGGUAAAUAAAUUGAAUGCUACUCUCAAUUCAUCUUCUCCUUUUAAAAGUGAAAGAAUGACUUUAGAAGUUAAGAAUACAAGGAAAAAUACAACCCAGGACAGUAGCUGUUCAGCACAGACUGAGGCACCUCCCAGAGUUUAUAUGUGUGAAGUAUGCAGUCUGAAGUGCUCCAAUCGUUUAGCUUAUGCAGUUCAUUGUAAGUCACAUGAAGUAGAAGGUCAAAAGAACUUUACCUGCCAGUAUUGCAGUAAAAAGUUUUACAGAAAACGUAGUAAGGAUUUGCAUGUGAGGAAGCACACAGGAGAGAAAAUCCAUCAAUGUACAGUUUGCUCAAAGGUAUUCACCAAACUAUAUGCUUUCCAAAGACAUAAGGAGGAAGUACAUGCUUGUAGAAAAAAUUUUGUCUGUGCAGAAUGUAGUAAAGAGUUUUAUAGUCAAAGACAGUUACGGAACCAUCUGGAUCUUCAUCAUAGUAAAAAAAUUCAUAAAUGUAAUCAGUGUGAUCAUGCAUGUCACACUGCAAGUGGCUUGAGAAUGCACAAAUUAAAAAAUCAUUCAAGUGACCAAAAGAGAGAAGAGUAUCAGUGCAAAAUUUGCAAUUAUUGCUUCAAGAAACCUAGUGGUUUAAAAAGACACAUGCAGCGAAAGCAUUCAGUUCCACAGUUAAAAUGCGACUUGUGUCCAAAAAUGUACUCUUGUAAUGAAGAUUUACUGCAGCACAGAAAAAUUCACAGUAGUGACCCAUUUAGAUGUAACCAUUGUGAAAAGUCCUUCACCUCGUCGUGGAAUUUACAAAGACAUAAAGUUACCCAUAAGAAAAAAACACAUCCUUAUCAGUGUGAAAAGUGUUCGUCUAAAUUCACAAGGUUAGACUCUUUAAAAAGUCAUUUAAACAUCCAUUCUCAGAAGAAGCCUUAUGUCUGUCACUGUGGUAAACGUUUUGGGAAAAAAAGUCAGUUGAAAUCACAUGAAGACAAACACAGUGAUGUUGCAAAAUAUAUUUGCAGUGUUUGUGAACACUCUUUCAAAUUCAAAGUGUCAUUAAAAAACCACAGUUGUAAAAGCAGCCGUAAUACAGAGGAAAGUCUGCUUGCUUCUUCAACCUAAACUGUUUGCUACUAUUUCUGGUUGAGUUAAGAUUUCAGUGUAAGAUGUUAAUAUAUUUUGAUACCAAGUGACUAUAAAUCCAAAGGAUUAGUUUUUCCACCUCUAUAGUUUUAAAUUUAUUUAUAAUACAUUACAGUGUUAUGAGUACAUACUCAUUUUGGAUUUAUGGUGUUUUGAUUAUGUACAACUUUUUACAAAUUCUGUACCAGAAUGAGGGGUGGAGUGCUGGCUAGAAGAAAAUCAUUAUAGUACAUGCAGCUAUUUUCUUAAGUGAUACAACAUGAUUGCUUAGGCUUUUGUUCAAGAUUCACGAACUGGCAACAUAACACGCUCCAUUUAUCUAUUAUUUUUUUGCGAAUACACGAUUAUUUCAUACAAUAAGGUCAUAAUAUGUUUGAUGAGUGAAAUCUGUCCUAUAUUUCAAAAUUGUAAGAAAAUAUCGUAUGGCCAAAUUUCAGGAAAACUGUUACAAAACAUCUUCCAAACUUUUGUUCACACAUCGCCAAUGCAAUUGACAAAAAAAAAAAAAAAUCAAA
This is a messenger RNA of Macrobrachium nipponense, 3540 nucleotides long. Its product is annotated as zinc finger protein 16-like. The record is from RefSeq and is a predicted model, not a curated record. NCBI's taxonomy places the organism in Eukaryota, Metazoa, Arthropoda, Malacostraca, Decapoda, Palaemonidae. Gene Ontology annotation, molecular function: DNA-binding transcription repressor activity, RNA polymerase II-specific; RNA polymerase II cis-regulatory region sequence-specific DNA binding. The coding region runs from base 149 to 3004 and encodes 951 amino acids. The transcript has 4 exons. Gene Ontology annotation, cellular component: nucleoplasm. Gene Ontology annotation, biological process: regulation of transcription by RNA polymerase II.